Messenger RNA from Closterium sp. Naga37s-1, 731 nucleotides. Lineage: Eukaryota; Viridiplantae; Streptophyta; Zygnematophyceae; Desmidiales; Closteriaceae. The record is from the annotation of a GenBank genome assembly.
CUGCUGACGUGGCAAAGGAGUUUAAAGAGCAAGUUCAGCUUCUUCAAGACCAGGAUGCAGGCAGAGCAGCGGCGGCAGCAGCGGCGGUGAUGCUUCUGGCAACGAGGGACCAAGCUCUGCUGCUGCUGCCCUCUACGGUACCGCCCCUCAUCAGCCUCCUCACAUCGUCAGCAGACAUGCACGUGCGGCGCAAUUCACUGGCGGCCCUCACAGCCCUCAUGUCCCGCUCGCAGAAACUGCACUCCACAGUCGCCAAUACGCCAGGCAUUGGAGCGUUGGUGGUGGGAGCACUGAAGGAGGAGGUGGGGUUGCGCAUCAACGCUGCUGCCUUCCUCUCCAACCUCGCCCUAGAUGCGGAGGGAGUGAGUGUCAUCACAUCAAGUGGGGGUCAGGAGGCGCUUGCAACUGCUCUCCAAGCGACUGACAACACCGACCAGAGCAGGGAGGCACUGGUGGAUGCCAUGUGUGCCAUAGCAUCCUCUUCCAAAGAAGCAACAGCUCUCCUUGUCGCCAAGGGUGCAUUGGAGCCGGUAGCAGCACUGCUGCCCGCGCCACACUCCUCUGAAGUGCACGUACGAGCUCUCAUUGCGAUCGGCGUGCUGCUACCUGCCAGGUACCCUGCACGUACUGCCGUCGCCACCGCCGCCGCUGCUGCUGCUGCUGCUCCUGUUGCUGCUGCUGCUAAGGCACAUUCGCCACACUCACACGCACACAUCCCCGGGUCCCUGUAA